Chinchilla lanigera (long-tailed chinchilla) is the source of this 1554-nucleotide messenger RNA. It is a transcript of the gene Kctd5, whose product is annotated as potassium channel tetramerization domain containing 5. The record is from RefSeq and is a predicted model, not a curated record. Gene Ontology annotation, biological process: protein homooligomerization; proteasome-mediated ubiquitin-dependent protein catabolic process. The transcript has 6 exons. Bases 68 to 772 code for a protein of 234 amino acids. Gene Ontology annotation, cellular component: cytoplasm; Cul3-RING ubiquitin ligase complex. NCBI's taxonomy places the organism in Eukaryota, Metazoa, Chordata, Mammalia, Rodentia, Chinchillidae. Gene Ontology annotation, molecular function: cullin family protein binding.
GCGGAGGACACUAUUAAAGACCGGACGCUUCCAGUAGAGGAGUGCUGUGGCGGGGCUUGCCGGCAUCAUGGCGGACAACCAUUACGAGCUGCUGCCGCCAGCCCCAGGCGGUCUCGGGGCGGGAUUGGGGGGCGGCCUGUGUCGCCGCUGCAGCUCGGGGCUUGGCGCCCUCGCCCAGCGCCCCGGUGGUGUGUCCAAGUGGGUCCGGCUCAACGUCGGCGGCACCUACUUCCUCACCACCCGGCAGACGCUGUGCCGGGACCCGAAGUCCUUCCUGUACCGCUUGUGCCAGGCCGACCCCGACCUCGAUUCGGACAAGGACGAAACAGGUGCCUAUUUAAUCGACAGAGACCCCACCUACUUUGGACCUGUGUUGAACUACUUGAGACAUGGAAAGCUGGUUAUUAACAAAGAUCUUGCAGAGGAAGGAGUGUUGGAGGAAGCAGAGUUUUACAAUAUCACCUCACUAAUAAAACUUGUAAAGGACAAAAUUAGAGAACGAGACAGCAAAACAUCACAGGUACCCGUGAAGCAUGUGUACCGCGUGCUGCAGUGCCAGGAGGAAGAGCUCACACAGAUGGUGUCCACCAUGUCUGACGGCUGGAAGUUUGAGCAGCUGGUCAGCAUCGGCUCCUCAUACAACUAUGGAAAUGAAGACCAGGCCGAGUUUCUUUGUGUGGUCUCCAAGGAGCUGCACAACACUCCAUAUGGCACAGCCAGUGAGCCCAGUGAGAAGGCCAAGAUUUUACAAGAACGAGGUUCAAGAAUGUGAGGACAGUCUUGACACCAGAAGAAAUGAUUUACUUUUUCCCAAGAUACAGUGAACCGCCAUGUCCAGGAAGCUUGGCUGUGAGAAGAAACCUGCUUUUGAUAAUUUCUUUAUAGAGAUCUGGGUGUGGAUCCUUUUUUGCUUUGGAGGUGGGUGGUGAGAGACAGCCCAGCUGUCAGAGACAAGCCAUGCCCAUGGGUGGAGGGUGGGCUGUCUCUGGGGGCCUGCUCUGUUCUUUCCAAAUGUCACGUGGGACUGAGGCAGGAUGUUCCUGACCAGCCAUGCAAUCCUGAAGGUUAUUUCAAGGGCAGGGCUUUUGGUGCUACAUACACAGUCUGCGAUAAGUGACCCAGGCCUCGAUGGGAAGAAGGAGCAGCAGCUCUGUUGACUGUCCAGCGCACAUGGCUUGGAGUCUGGGUGCUUGCUGGCCACUCUUUGAGCAGCAGGCUCUCAUCUUCAGGUCAGGGAGGCUGCUCUGCCUCUGGUGUGAUGAGUUGGCAGUUUCUUUUGACCUCGGCUAAGGCUGCCGACAGAGGUAGCCUCCACAUUGCUACUACUUCCUGGGCACCUGCUCUGAGGCCAGGCCUCCUUCCAGGCCAGGUUUUCCUCCUGGCUUCGUCGGCUGGACAGUUAAUGCUUCUCAAUUUGUAUGUCCCAGGCCAGAGAAGUUUGUAACCCUUUUUUAAGCGUGGAUAGACUACCUAAUGUUUAUACUCUGCAGAAAUGCCUAAAAGUGUUGCUAGGUUUUGGCUUGGUCUGUUAAACCAGUUAAUGGGAAAUGGAAA